Molecule: messenger RNA, 1905 nt
Organism: Octopus bimaculoides (California two-spot octopus)
Lineage: Eukaryota; Metazoa; Mollusca; Cephalopoda; Octopoda; Octopodidae
Source: RefSeq, a predicted model, not a curated record
UCUAUGCUACUGGUUGGGAGAGGAAGCUGGGUACGUCUUCUCUGAGAAAAAAUGGAUAUUUUUCAAGGAAAUUAAGAACAGCCAAUCAGAAACGAGUAUGUUUCAUGUGUUACGCAUCAUCUGUCCAUUCUAAUGAUAUCUAUCUACAUUUUUCGAUAGGAAAGCAAGAUGAGAAGAACUAACGCCACAGACAAAUCUUCAUCGUCAUUUUCAUCUUCAUCGUUACUAUCAUCAUCAUCAGUGCUCGAGAGUUCAACCACACCAUCCGCAGAUAGCAUCAUUCCUAAAAUCUUCACGGCAGCCCCUCCUACCACACUAGUUUCUCCCCGAGACACAAUGUUAACUUACGGCGUGUUUCAAGUAGACGAAGGCAAAUACGAUGAAGAAAAGGAAGAAAAUAAAACCUUCAAAUUGCAAGACCCUCCCAAAAGAAAAGCAAAAGCUUUUACCAAAUCACUCGGCAUAACAGAUGAGUUUGAUUGCUCCCCUCAAAAAUCGACGCAGGAAGGUACCUCGUCUAGCCCUUCACGGGUCAAAGGCCAGACGUCCAUAACUCAAUAUAUGAUACGUACUUCACCUCAACAUGGAGCACGUCUAAGGAGCAAAUCCUGUCAUUCCCCUUUACCUCAUUCCCCUUACACGAUACUGGCUCAAUCGCCUUGCACUCCGUCGAAAUGUGCGAAAGGCAACGAUGGCGGAAACUUCUUCUUUUCAGAUCUGCCUACAGGAGAAUUGAACACGGCUGUCUUUUCACACGACAAAAGAAACAGAAAACGUCCGGUCGAUAUGAGUUCCAUGAACGACAAGGAAAUUGUGGAAAACUUCACAGAUCUCAAAAUGGCGUCACCUCCUCCGAUAACCAUGGAUAAACUACCGGUCAGAGAAAGGUGUCGAUCAUCGGAAGACGAUUCAGAUUAUUACGCUAUGGCGAACAAAUCGUCGGCUGUUACUCCGCCAUCACCUCGUUUAGUGAAGAGUGCCUGCGAACGUAGGCAAAAAACUGCAGAAUCACCGGUCUAUAAAGACUGCUUCAGAAGAACAUCAUGCAGAUGCUACGAGGAAAAUACACCUGGCGGAUAUAGCAAUCGUAGCUUUUGCAAGCAGGCGAAUAUAUUAGAAGAUGAAUCGAUAUUGUGUCCAACAGAGAGGAGCGUUUGUCAUGGACACGAAAGCUCACAGGAAUCUUGUCAACAAAAAAUGCGGUUUGAACAAAGGCCGUGUUCAACAACGGUAUUUGGUCAUUCCUUGUCGGGGUUAGUUCCGGUUGAUUAUAUACACGAUCCAGAACAUCCUAUCCCAGAUGAGUUCCCUUACGAAUCCACUUUCGUGUCCUCCUACGACAAGAAGGGAAUAUACAGAAAGGACGAGAUGUACAACAGAAUUCAAGCGAUGAAGGAAGGCAAUGAUGCUGGUAAAGUCAUGUUUAGACGUUGGUCGAAUAAAGACGUCACCCGAAAUCGUUCGUGCGAUAAUCAACUCUGGGAUUCUGAUCUAUUGCCAUCGCCUCCGUCUCACAACGAGGUUGCUCAUUCGCCGGCCAUGUUGCCACCAUCACCGUUUAAUCUCCACCACCCGACGACGACCAAAAUGUCCCAUCUUACGUCACGACACGCAAGCUCUUACAUUUCUCCAGUCUCGAAGAUAUCGCCUGGGCAUGCGCAGUCAUAUCGCCCUUCUACAUCAACUGGUGAUCUUUGCCUCGACCGCAGCAGUCAGCCGUCAGAAGUUCGAUUCGAAGAAGGAUCUGGAAAUUCCUCGCAUCAGCAUGAAUAUCUGUCUGCCCUCCAGUCAGCCCCAUCACUGCAAUCUCUGGCAACGCCUCUAGAAAGUCCGUCGCGGAUAUGUCGGAAACAGCCCCAACUAAUAUCUUCACCCAGCAAUCCGUUCAUCUUUCCCAGCCACUAA